UUCGAGACCAGACAAACAUGCAGAACAUACAGUACAUGAGAAUGCGCACAGAUCCCGCUCAGCAACAAGACGGGGCUUGCUACAACUCGGGCAUCUGCUCUCUCCAGGAUGGCCUCUCCCCUCUUUCUAGCUCAAGUCCUCUACAUAGGAAUGGAGGUUGUAAUCGCCGUGGCCUCUGUGAUAGGCAAUGUGAUGGUGGUUUGGGCCGUGAAGCUCAAUCGUUCCCUAAGAGAUACCACCUUCUGCUUCAUCGUCUCUUUGGCGUUGGCUGACAUCACUGUCGGAGCUUUGGUCAUCCCGCUGGCCAUAACCAUCAGCAUCGGGCUGCAGACCCACUUCUACAGUUGCUUGAUGGUGGCGUGCACUGUCUUGGUGCUGACCCAGAGCUCCAUCCUAGCCCUGUUGGCCAUUGCCAUUGACCGCUACCUCCGAGUCAAGAUCCCCACCAGCUACAAGCGAGUGGUGACGGCCAAGAGAGCAGCUGUGGCGGUGGUGCUCUGCUGGGCUGUGGCCUUCGUUGUUGGCCUGAUGCCCAUGUUGGGUUGGAACAACCUGCAGAAGCUGAAGGAGAAUGAUUCUCUCAGCUCUGACCUCGUCAUCACCUGCCAGUUUGAAAAUGUCAUAAGCAUGGAGUACAUGGUGUACUUCAACUUCUUUGGAUGGGUCCUGCCCCCCCUGCUCCUGAUGCUCAUCAUCUACGCUGAAAUCUUCUACAUGAUCCACAAGCAGCUGAGCAAGAAAGUGACGGGCAGCAACGCUGACCCCAGCAAGUACUACGGCAAGGAGCUCAACCUAGCCAAGUCUCUGGCUCUGGUUCUGGCUCUGUUUGCCCUCAGCUGGCUGCCACUUCACAUCCUCAACUGCAUCACACUCUUCUGUCCCAGGUGUCAGAAGCCAAUGUUCCUCAUUUACAUCGCCAUCCUACUCACUCAUGCAAACUCGGCCGUCAACCCUAUUGUCUACGCUUUCCGCAUCAAGAAGUUUCAUAGCGCCUUCCUCACAAUCUGGAAGCAGUACUUAUGCUGCAAGGAGAAGCCCCAGCUGCAGCCUCAGGGAGACGGGCAUGUGCCAAGUCCUCCUGAGCAGUUGCAGGAGGUGCAGAAGGGCAUCUGACUCAGCAGGGCCUGGCACUGAAUAAGAAAAAUUAAUGAAUCUGAACUUGCUCUGAAACAGCAUGUUUUCAUCUCUGUUCCUCAUCUUUUUUUAUGGGAGCCUACACAUUACUAUAAUAUUCUGCCACUGGAAAAGGGAUUCACCCUGUGAUGGACUGGAAUCGCUUCCAAGGGUAUAACCUGCCUCACACCUUGUGGUUCCAGGUUAAGUGGUGGAGCAUCGUGACUCUACACUGGAUAAGGGAUUAUGACAAAGGAUGGGUGGAUAGAUGGCAGUGAGGUUUGCAGCAGUUUAGCCUGCUUUACUGUUUCUUUUUUGGCUCAUCUUGAUACCUGUUAAAAUAGGGAAUUAAACAGGAAGUAGGUUAAAGAAACACAGGAGUGCAACAAAAAAAAGUGGAAAUAAUUUUAUUACUAAUGCAAAUAUCACAAAACGGAUUUUGACCUUAGUCAUAACUUUAUCAAAGUUUAAAAUAGAUGGAUGAAUUUAUAUUUUGGUCUGAUAAGUGAUACUUACUUGCCAGCAUGAUCGAGGCACAGAACAAAGUCUAACAAGGUCUAGUAAAUGCAGUAAGUAGUACUGUCAUUGCUGGAAACAACCACUGUUGCUGAGUUUUACCAUGGUAAAAGCUGGGAUACAGGAAAUACAAAGCUGUCAGUUUUGUCAUAAGGCUGUAAAGCCUCUUUUACAGAACUUUAAAACUGAUUUCUGCUUAUCUAUGAUUGUGAAGAGGCCUUUGGAAAAAUGGCCUAUAAGGAGACAUUUCUGACUCAACGGACAGUGGAAAUGGGUGCAACCCGAAGACCAACACCUGCUUUAAGAUGUACUGAUAUUCUGGCUGUAAUGGAUAUGGGAGAAGGAGCAUCAGUCCUUUAAUUCUCUUCAUCAUGUUUCAUUGAUUCAGAGACAGAUGAGAAGGUGGUGGUCGAGGUCCCAUGUUCGAGGAAAUGGUGGCUGGUGUUCCACAGACUGCUCAGAGUGCUCCAAACUAUUUAUAACCCUUUCAUAAAGCACUCAGUUCCAGGAACGAGUCCACGGUUAUCGACCUCACUGCGUUUCUAGGGUCUUCUGAAGAAUACAGGCCUUGCAGACUAAGAGGCCAUGUCAUCUGUUUAAAGUUGAAAGAGCCCUAGUGUGUAGUAAUGGGGGGAUAAUGCAGAAAAAACUAUAAGCCCAAGAGACAAAUCUUAUUUCAGUUUAGAGUGAAUUAUAUGUUCCAAGGAUUGAAAUUUCUCCAAAGUCAUAGUGUAAAGUUUUUAAAACUUUACCAAAUGUAUUUUUUGCAUAAGUGUAAUAUCAGAAAUUACUCAGUGAAAUGCUGAAUGGGAGUCUUGUUCCUUUGUGAAGAAGGCAGGUGGCGUAGUAGUUAGAGCUAUUGACUUGCACCCAAAGGACCCUCUUUGAAAUCCUGCUGAUGCUGUAGUACCCUUGACCAAGGUACCUACCUUCAGUUGAUAAAGUAAAAGCUGUAAGUUACCUUGGAGGAAUCCAUCUGUCAAAUAUAUCAAGAUUUACAUUAAGCUUUUCUCCAAAGUGACUUACAAUUUUAAGGUUACAAUUAUUUACCCAUUUAUACAGCUGGGUAAUUUUUACUCGAGCAUUUUUUAGGAUAAGUACCUUGCUCAAGGCACCUGUGACCUUGGGAUCCGAAGGCAGUAGCUCUAACCACUACACUAUCAGCUGUACCAGACAAGGCAAAUAUUAGUGUUGGUAAUAUAGAGUUUGAACUAAUCAGUGCAAUGCAUUCCUCUGUUUUUCACACACAUUGAACAAACUCUGUUGAAAAAAGACCUGGCAGUUUUGGUGAAGGCACAUGAAGUGUAGCAUAACCAUCGGGGAAUUACAAAAACCGAAAUAUAAUCUAAAUUUUACAAAAUUUUAAAGAUAACACAGGCACUCAUUACAAUUGUGAUUUUAUGACUGUUUUAGAAUAGUAAUUGACACUGAAUGGGUUUAACAAUUAAUGUCUGUCACCACUGUAACUACAACACAAACAUGCUUCUCAACAUUAAUGGUGCUACAGCUUUCAUGAGCUACUACUAAGUGCACUUGUUUGACCAACUGAUGCUCUCAAGCACAUUCAGUCUGACAUAACAUGAACUGUGUUGUACCUUCAAUAAAAAUCCCAGUGAAGGAUAAAUUAAGUAAGGAUUCAGAGGGAUGAACAACCUGUAAUGAUGUCUGGCCCCUGAAGACUGGAGUUAGUCUAUAGACAGGAGAUGCAAUACACACUACAAUUUCCACUCAUUCUACCUGCAUGAGACGAUUCAGACUGGACUUUCCACAUGUUACGAGCACAAUGAUAUGAUUUCCAACCUUACAGAACUAAUUUUAGGGUUGUAAUAAGCACCUUUUAUUAGUUAAAAUCAUGGGUUCAUGAAGGAAAAGGCCUUUGUUUUUGUUUUCACUUGUAAUAAAAUACUUUUUUACUUUGAUCUUCUGCUUUAUAUAUGCAUGGCACUGGAUUAUCCAGAGGGAGUGCAGUGGUGCAGUGGGUUGGACUAGG
Scleropages formosus (Asian bonytongue) is the source of this 3619-nucleotide messenger RNA. Its product is annotated as adenosine receptor A1-like. NCBI's taxonomy places the organism in Eukaryota, Metazoa, Chordata, Actinopteri, Osteoglossiformes, Osteoglossidae. The transcript is spliced from 3 exons. Gene Ontology annotation, biological process: G protein-coupled adenosine receptor signaling pathway. Gene Ontology annotation, molecular function: G protein-coupled adenosine receptor activity. The coding region runs from base 109 to 1113 and encodes 334 amino acids. The record is from RefSeq and is a predicted model, not a curated record. Gene Ontology annotation, cellular component: plasma membrane; synapse; dendrite.